CGUCGGGCGGAGAGAGGUGGAGUUUUGUCGUCUUCGUCAUCGUUGGGGAGGAGGAGGAGGAGGAGGAGGGAGAAGAAGAAGAAAGGGGGAGCGAGGAGGCAAACCGGGGGAAAGGCAGUGAGUGCACGGGAGAAAACCAAGGGAGAUCGCCGCUGGAUGAAUUUGCCUUGUGAACUUUCCACGCAGCAAAGUGCCAAAGUGUUGGCGGCAACAAAAUGAUAACGCCGUACUUUAUAGAGAAUUUCUGGGGAGAAAAGAAUAAUGGCUUUGACGUGCUGUACCACAACAUGAAGCAUGGCCAGAUCUCCUCCAAGGAGCUGACGGACUUCAUCAGGGAAAGGAGUGUUAUUGAAGAGGCCUACGCUCGCUCCAUGACCAAACUUGCCAAGACAGCAGGGAACUUUUCACAGCUCGGGACGUUCGCUCCGGUGUGGGAACUGUUCAAGGGCUCCACUGAGAAGCUGGCCGGCUGCCACAUGGAGUUGGUGAGGAAGCUGCAGGAGCUUAUAAAAGAUGUCCACAAGUAUGUGGAAGAGCAGGCCAAAGCGCACAAAAAGACGAAAGAAGAGGUGGCAUCCACCCUGGAGGCCGUGCAGAACAUCCAGAGCACCUCGCAAGCCCUGCAGAAGUCCAAGGAGAACUACAACACCAAAACUGUGGAGCAGGAGCGCCUCCGCAAGGAAGGGGCCACCCAGAGGGAUGUGGACAAGGCGGGAAUAAAAGCCAAAAAAGCCACAGAGACCUACAAGUCCUACGUGGAAAAAUACGCCUUGGCCAAGUCCGACUUUGAACAAAAGAUGGAAGACACGGCGCAGAAAUUCCAGGACAUUGAAGAAAGCCACAUUCUCCACAUGAAGGAGAUCAUCCAGUCAUAUUCGCAAUCCGUUGACGAAACACACGUCCAAAUAGGAGAGGUUCAGACUGAAUUUGUGAGGAACAUUGAGAACACAUCUGUAGAGGCCUUAAUACAGAAACUGUCUGAAAGCAAAGGAACAGGCAAGGAGAGACCAGGGCCCAUUGAAUUUGAGGAGUGCAACGCCGCCAUUGCCACCGAAGGUGCCAAACCCAGGAGGAGAAAGCCAUUUGGCAUCCCAGGACGGCGGAAAGACAAAGACACAGACUCCACGGAGUCCACAGAAGUGGAAAGCAACACUGCCAAUGGCGCUCCCCUCGGAUACUACGGGGCCAUAGACAUUCAGAAUGCUAACGUUCCGCAGGUGGACGAUGAAGGUUUCUGCAUCAGGCCAGAAGCGGUCGACAAUGAUGCCAAAGAGAACUCCUUCUACUCGUCCAGCGACUCAGAGGACGAGGACGAGCCCCGGAAGUUCCACGUGGAGAUCAAGCCCGUCCAACCCAACAACGGCACGCAUCAGAACCGAGCAACCAUCGACGAGCUCAAGGCCUCCAUCGGCAACAUCGUGCUGUCUCCUUCCACUUCGGUCCAAAUGCGGAGGAACCAAUCCAGGUUCACAGGAGUGUCGUCAUUAGGCUCCAAGACUCAGGGCGCAGGUGACGAGCUGACCAAACCCAGAGUGCCACCUUCGUACGAACUAACCAACAACGACCUCCUGUCCCUGGAUCCGCUCGCCCCCUUUCCGGCAGCAGGCUCCGCCCCCUCCGUGUCCACACCCGCAGAACCUUCAGCAGAGACGGCGCCACCUCCGGAGCGCUUGCCCGCCUUGGCCGAGCGCCAGCCAUCCAAAGACGUCUCCUCUUUCUCCUCGUCCACGUCCUCUCCCUGGGACUCCCCUGAAAACCCUUUCCAGGCACCUCGCCCAGCCCCGGUCCGGGCCCACAGUGCCCCCAUCACGCUGCCGCCCGAGCCGGCGUACCCCAUGGAGAGCUCGGCGGGCAGCGGCGAGGAUGCCCUGGCCUCCAUGUCCUGGUCCCAGAGCCAGUGGAUCGCCUUUGGUGACAAUAUGGCUCCCUCGCGGCGUCACGGCCCCGGUCCUCCUUUUAGGCCCCAGUGUGGCAGGUCGAGCCGCUUCCUGUCAGAUGACUUGACCGAUGCGUACGGCAAAAUGUCAGAGGGUUUUUCUGACAGUUUCUCAGAGAUGGGCGAUGGGGCCACGGCGGCCGCUCCGUCGAGCAAAAUAUUCCCUGUCCCCAACCGACCUACGACCCCUCUAGCGGCCGGAGCGCUGGUGCCGCCUCCUCGACCCUCCUCCAGGCCCAAACUCCCCACAGGGAAACUCACCGGAAUCAACGAGAUCGUCAGACCAUUCAGCCCGCCUAAGGGGUCCGGCGCCAGCCCGCCUCCCGCCGCGCCCCUCGCCCGCGCCGAGAGCUCAUCCUCCUUGUCUUCCAACGCCUCGCUGAGCGCGGCAAACACACCCACAGUCGGCACGUCCCGCGGUCCCAGCCCUGUGACCCUGGCAUCCCAAGAUGCUUUGCCCAUUGCCGUGGCCUUCACCGAGUCCGUUAAUGCUUACUUCAAAGGCGCUGAUCCCACAAAGUGCAUCGUGAAGAUCACGGGGGACAUGACGUUGUCGUUCCCCACGGGCAUCAUCAAGGUGUUCACCAGCAACCCCUCCCCCGCCGUGCUCACCUUCAAGUUGAAGAACACCAGCAGGCUGGAGCAGAUCCUUCCCAACCAGCAGCUCCUCUUCAGCGAUCCUUCCCAAAGUGACUCAGGCUCCAAGGACUUCUGGUUCAACAUGCAAGCGCUGACAUCCUACCUCAGGAAAGCCUCGGACCAGAACCCGGCUGCCUCCUACUACAACGUGGACAUCCUCAAGUACCAGGUGCAGUCGGACGGCAUCCACUCCACGCCGCUCAACCUGGCCGUGUACUGGAAGUGUUCCCCGAGCACCACGGACCUGCGGGUGGACUACCGCUACAACCCGGACUCCAUGGCCUUGCCGGGGCCGCUCAGCAACCUGCAGGUCUUGGUGCCCGUGGACGGCGGCGUCACCAGCAUGCAGUCCCUGCCCAGCGCCCUCUGGAACGGCGAGCAGAAUAAAUGUCUGUGGAAGCUGAGCGACAUUUCCGACAAGUCUGAAAAUGAAGGCGCAGGCUCCCUGAGGGCGAAGUUUGAGGUGUCCAGCGGGCCGUCCAACCCGUCCACGCUGGCUGUGCAGUUCAUGAACGACGGUAGCACGCUGUCGGGGGUGGACAUGGAGCUGCAGGGGAGCGGCUAUAGGCUCUCUCUCAGCAAGAAGAGAUUCGCCACAGGUCGUUACAUGGCAGAUUGCUGAAGCCGCCUCAAAUCUUAUCUCGCUUUAAAACUUAAAAAAAAAAAAAAAAAGUCACCAUCCAACCCGGACCCCCAGACCCCGCCCCUGCACCUGCAUACCCCCUGGCGGGGAAUCACUACAAUAAAGCCGCACUGAGUACUGAACACUGUUGACAAAAAAAAAACUGGUGAAUAAAAGCAAGGUGAGCUUUGAGGGCGCCGUGCAGCCGUGACCCCUAAACCUAAACCGUCUGGCCCCUCCCACUCUUCCUUCUCGUGUCCAAGCCAACGCUUGAUUUCAUUCUUAAAAAAAGAGGAAAAGAAACCCUGUGCACUAACAAUCUUGUUGUAAAUAUGAACAUCUCACAUCUUUAGCGCCUGCGUUGAAUCUACUUUUCACGGCGUGCAAUGAAGGAAAGAAUCCGUCUUGUAGCACAAGAACAGAAAGACAGCGGACCCUCUGUGCCUCCACCUCGCAUGUUCUCCUCCGUGUGCUUCUGAAAGCAAUCAGGGCUCCUUUUUCACGUCAGCGUCCUUUUUUAAGCCUUUUCUAAAACACUUUUGACUCUAAGAAGAUGCUUUAAAAGUCCAGAUUAACUCGUAGCCUUCAUCUUUUUUUAAAACUCAACAAAACUUGAAGUGUUUUUAACGACGUUUUGUGUCAAUGGAGAAGCGUGCCUGAGUUUCCUCAUCACAUUGGCUGACGACAGCACCGCCGUAGACGCCGAAGGGAAGGCCGGACGCGUUCUGCAAAACGGCGAGCCGAGAUUGAACUUUCUUAGCAUGGAGCCGUGGUACCUUAGACACCGAGUUGACAUUUGCCUUAUGCGGGACGCCGGGUAGCGCUGUGAUUGGAUGGCGGCGGCGGUGUCAUCCUUGACUGGCCUGUUUGCGUCACGUGACCCGUCUUUCCACGGCAUCUCAUGGUAGCUUUUAUUUGGGUUUUUUGGGUUUUUUUUAAAGAUCUGUUGGUCUCGUCUGUUCCGUUUUGAUUCUGCAGAAAACGUUUGAAUCUCAUGUUUUCCAGCGAGCCUUAAGACCCCCACCCUGUCCUGUUAGCAAGCUGGUUCUUGCUCAUACCCCCCCCCCCCCCCACACACACACACACAACAAACUAAACAACCACAAGCUCACCAGCGUCCAUUUCUCGUCACUUUCUUUUUUGUGUUUGUAUUUAACAGAUUUUUUAAAGGAAAAAAAAGCAAAUUUGUGUAAAUGAUUCUCAUAAUUUGUAUUUUUUUUUUUUACCAGUGUAUCAGCCACUUUCUCUACAUAAUGAUUUCUCACUGUGCCUGUAUUAAAUGUGUAAUAUAUGAAUUCUAUACAAAUAUAUGGAUGACUACUUUAA
Messenger RNA from Doryrhamphus excisus (bluestripe pipefish), 4523 nucleotides. RefSeq names its product FCH and mu domain containing endocytic adaptor 2 (gene fcho2). The record is from RefSeq and is a predicted model, not a curated record. NCBI's taxonomy places the organism in Eukaryota, Metazoa, Chordata, Actinopteri, Syngnathiformes, Syngnathidae. Gene Ontology annotation, cellular component: clathrin-coated vesicle; clathrin-coated pit; cytoplasm. Gene Ontology annotation, biological process: synaptic vesicle endocytosis; clathrin-dependent endocytosis; clathrin coat assembly.